AUGUAUAUUAUUAAUGUAAAAAUUAAUUUCAUAGCUGACUUUGCCUCCAAAUUCAAGACAUUAAUUGUUUCUAUGACGAGUCUUCAUCAUGAAACAAAAACUAGAAAUGAUUCAAUUCUAACAGUUCUUAUUGAUGCAACACAUUGGAAGGUUGAAAAUAUGAAAGCUUUAUCAUUGACUAUUGAUUAAGUUAAUCCAAUUUUUUUGCCAAACGACAAUAAUCCUUAAAGAAAUGAAUAAAUGAAAUUGGACAUUGAGUACGAGACUAAUAUAUAAUUAUAGAAAUUUAUAUUUUAAAUAUUAGGUAGUCAGGAAAAAGAAUAGAAAUGAGAGAAUAAGAAUUGUGUUAUUUUUUAACAGCAGAAUGGGGUAUGAAAUUGCCAGAAGAAGGAAAAAUACAAUAAAACAAUACUUUAUAUCAAUUAUGA
Molecule: messenger RNA, 428 nt
Organism: Paramecium octaurelia
Lineage: Eukaryota; Ciliophora; Oligohymenophorea; Peniculida; Parameciidae
Source: the annotation of a GenBank genome assembly